CUAAAAGCUGAGGUUCUUUUGCAGGGGGUCGGGGUAGGUUCCAUCUAACCUUGGGGAAGAAAAGAUGCAGCAGACACCUUCACUCCCUAGUGCUCUCACCCAUCUUCCUUACUCAGUUUCCACUCUCCUGUGAAGAAAAGCAGCAGUACAGAGCAGCUCUGGAGCCUAAUGGUAUCAACUGGGCCCCCAUGAGCCUUCCUGCUCCAACAGGAAUAGUUGUAUAAAACAACAGUUUCUAGCUAGUCUCUAGAAGGUCAGCGGUUCACCCUGUAAGGUCAACAACCUCUAGCUGCAUUACAGCCAAUUUCAGGAAGGUUAGGUCAUCACCUGUUUCUGGAAUCCUCAGUAUCAGGCUGUGAUAGAGUGAUGUUCCAUGAAUUUGUCCAGAUCCCUUUUAAAGCCAUCUAAAUGGGUGGCUAUCACCACAUCCUGAGGGUGUCAGGAUAGAUAGACCAUGCUGUGCGAGAGGGGCAAAUUGACUGGCCUUAAAUAAUGCAACUUCCUAUGUGGCAGAAAACCUGCCAUACUGUAUAUACUUACAGUCCACCAUUCACCAAAUGGCUCCAGGAUGAGUGAUAAAAAAUAUAACCACUGAAACAACUAUAAAAUAAAAACCAGAACGCUAACCGAAAACAAAAAGCAGAAGCACAGAACAACAACGCAGAAAGGAAAGUGCCCGCUCAGCCCAAGACCUAGGUAAGAAGUGUUUCCUUGAUCAAUUAUUCAAAAUCAUGCAAAGAUGGUGCAAGAUGCAUCUCAGAGGGGAGCUCAUUCCACAAAUUGGGGGCCAACAGAAAGAUGGCUGUCCCACAUGCCCCCUUACCACAGAGGGAGGCCCACAAGCAGACUCAGAUAUUUGCUAAUGCAGCUAGGGGAUUUUCCUGCUUUUUGAGAGGCAAAAGGCACAAUAUUAUCUAGUUCAGUUCUACAGAUGUUGCUGCUAUAUUGUUUUAUUAUUAAUUAAAUCUGUUGGUUGUUUUGUGUUGCCCAGGGCAACCCAUAGUGACUUACAAUCAGCCAACCAACCAACCAACUGUUGCAGUUAUGGCUCAAAUCUCUUCUCUUUAAUUGUGCUGCCCUAAAAGUUAAUGUCUUGUGUGGCAGGGCCAUAAAUACAGAAUACAAUCUAUGCAGGCCAGCAACUCUUCAAAGACAGAACAACACAUUUAGAACGUAGAACUGUCCAGUUCCAGUCAUGAUGAAAAAAUCUCUUUAAAAUUAGUGGGGAGGAAAAAUGAAUAACGUCUCAUCACAAAUUCCAGUACCCAUCAAAAGCAAUGCAUUUUAAGACUCAAGAGAUGGUAUCCAACUCAUUCGUUCCAUUAGAACAAGGAUUUCCUGUUGCCCUCCCCAAAUCUACUCCAGAGGGUUGGGGAAAACCCUAGAACAGAUUUAAGGAGUGCACAGAGGGAGGGAGGAAAGCGCUGUAGAAGCAAGAAAGCCUUCCAAGUAGCACUACUUUGGAUACAACCCAAAUAUUUUUCUGAAGUGUUUACAGGUGGGCAUAACAGGGAUGUACAGCAAGGAGACAAAAGAAAGUAAAUACUUAUAUAUUAAUAAGCUCACAUAUUAAGAGCAGGAUUUUUUAAAAAAACAACAACAACACAUUGCACUUAAAAGGUUGAGAAGGCUUAGGAAAAGCUGGACAGAACGUGACAGUUUUCUGUUUUAUUGCCUCAAGCAUUUUGACAUAUGGCAUGUCUGCUUGGGCUAAGCCCACAACAGAGAACUUUUUUUGUGUACCAUCAGGAACGUACACAUUUUAUUGCACUUAUAUGGCAAUUUAAGCUUCAUUUUUUUAAAAAAAAAACACCUGGACUGCAAACAGUCCCGGGUCGUCACCACCUAGAACAUCGCCACCUUCUUUGACGGCACUUCUUGGAAUUCCUAUGCCUCUACAAGCAGCUGUAUUUGUUUUUAAAGGGGAGGGAGGUAUAACUCUGUUCCACAGAUAGUCUGUCACUAUGGGUGGAAUUGUCUUAAAAAUAUUUGCUGGAUGCUGCUCUGCCAGCUAUAUAAUUGUCACACCAGCAUUUUGCCAGCCUGCUGACCCCCAGACUUUUUGGCCUACAACUCCAAUCAGUCUCGUGUGCUGCAUGGAGUUGAUGGAAGCUGUAGUCUAAAACAUCCGGAGGGCAACAGGAUGGCGAAGGCUGGACUAUGCAAUAAAAUGGCUGGUGAUGGUUGAUGGUGAUUUAACUGGUUUAUUGUAGUGAAAGCUUCUGUAGGCAAGAGCCUAAACCACCUUGUAAAGUAUCUUUGGAACUCAUGAAAGUGUUGAUAAAUAACUACUUUAGAAUGUUAGUUGUCUUUCGCUUUUGUGGAAAUAAUUCUGCAGUCUCCUUUUUAAAAAAUUAAUCGAAAUUUCAGUGUUACACAUGCACAAUAGCACUUCUAAAAUAACUGAGUAUUCCUGAAAGGCCCAAUCUCACUGUGAAUGAAGCACUCUUCAAAAAAAGCACAAUGAUCAAGUGUUUAAUGAAGCAGGAAUGGUAGGGGAUUAAAUCCAACCCUUGCUGCCCCCCAGACAGUUUAUAGGAGCAAUUUCGGAUUUUAGAACAGCGCUCAGUGCAUUGCCCUAACGGCUGAACUGGGGGGCAUGGGCACCCCUCUCCCACCUAAUUGCAUAGGUGCUUUUCUAGGCAGCCAGGAAUAUGCACAUAGAAAUCCAUUUCCGUAUGUGCAUGGCUCCUCCUGAUUGCAUCCAAAUGUCUACCAUUAUUAAUUAUUAUUAUUAUUAUUAGAACAGCUUUAGUUAAAACUGAGAAUUAGAACAAAGCUACAGAAUUCUACACAGAGACCAUUUAAAAUUUCUUUUUCCCCACUCCAUGCACCCCACAGCUCUCAAUUCAUUAUUUAAACUUCCAAACCAAGCACUUAAAUGAAACACAAAAGCCUUCACACAUUAAGAUGACGAAAGAAGUGAAAUUAUUUAGAUUGGGAGGAAGGCACAAAGCCAGAUUCCUCAGCCUGAUUCAUUAUUUCUUCACUCUUCCCUGGUAGGCAAAAAAUCCUUACACUCCUCUCACAUGCCUGUCAUCAAGUGGAAAGUUUCAGCAACCGGAGAGUUAAAGAAAAGAAAAGAAAAGAAAAGCACAAGAUUUCUUCACAUUGUUCACUGUACUCUGCUAGCAGCCUAGAGGUUAAAGCCAUACCAAUACUAUUUAUAAUCAACAGCAAUGCUUUAUCUACAGAUCUCAUUUACAAAGACUGGUUUCACUGCCUUAAAAGGCUGUCUGUACAACAACAACAAAAUCCAGAAAAACACAAGCUAUUUUUAAUUAUGUCAUCCAGAAUAUUGCUCCUGAAUAAAAAAAAUGGGACUUAAGUGGUUAAGGAAAACUAAUCCUAAAAUGCAAACAUUUCACAUUAAUUAUUAACUACUUUCACGUGAUAGAAGGUCUCCGCAUGAGAAAGGGAAGGACAUAAGAGUCUGAAUCUGCCUGAAGGGCAAUGGAUCCUGAGAAUUUUCUCUCUCAUUUCUCAAAUUUGGCUCCAAACAGUCUGCCUUUUCCAGCAGAGGGCCUGCAGAGACAGCACCGCAGAAGAGCAGUGUGACUAAGAGAGAGACAGGAGUAAGCAGCAAAAUGGAUGCAUCUUCCAUCUAGCACUACACAGAAAGGAUUUCAUCAGCACAAUGAACUGGGGAAAAGGACACUCUUCUGACUUGAAGACCAGGAUAGGCUGUACUGCAUAUAUCCAGCAUCUACCGUAAGAGUUCAAGGACAGAGACUUGACUUCUGAGCUGCAAGAAAACAUACCACUGUGCUGAGAAGCGUAGGAUGUUACAACGAAGUCAAGUUUGUGUAAGACCACGUUCAGAAAGGUACAACUGAACACUGUUUCACUGAACAAUGGUCAGAACAAAACAGCUGGAGUGCAAAAGAUGAACCUACUUGAGACAGCAAAAUCAGGCUUUUUUAUAUGCAUCGUGGGUUGCAUUAUCAUCUUUGCUUUUGUCUACAUAAGGAAUACAAUCCCCAAGGAAGGCGAUGAGCAAAAAUUCCUCCCAGAAUUAGCAGAGUGUGGCGAUUACCCCGAUGAGCUUUGCUCGGCCCUCUUUGAUGGGAAAGAUGCUGCUCCUCAAAUUGGCCACUUGUGCCAGCAGGUUAUCCGCAGGCAAGAAAUGUCUACCUGUAUACAGACGCCUUGCAACUGCUCGGCACUUCAGAAGAGACUCCACUUCAUUACAAGUCCUCUGUCAGAAGAAGAAGGCAACUUCUCCUUGGCGUACAUCAUCACCAUUCACAAGGAGCUGGACAUGUUUAUAAAAUUACUCAGAGCCAUUUAUGUGCCUCAGAAUGUUUACUGUAUACACAUUGACAAAAAAUCAUCAAAGGAUUACAAGUCGGCUGUGCAAACCCUGGUUAACUGUUUUGAAAAUAUUUUUAUCGCUUCGAGGACAGAGAAUGUUGUCUACGCAGGAUUUUCCAGAUUACAAGCCGAUAUCAACUGUAUGAAGGACUUGAUUCAUUCAAAAAAUCAAUGGAAUUAUGUUAUUAAUCUUUGUGGCCAGGAUUAUCCCAUCAAAACUAACAAGGAACUUAUGCAGUACAUCAAAAGCAAAUGGAAUGGUAAAAAUAUGACCCCAGGAAUUGUUCAACCGCCUCAUAUGAAACACCGGACACAUGUGAGUUACAAAGAAUAUGUGCAUUCAGAAAAAUCUUAUGUGUAUCCAACGAAGAAUGUGAAAAGUGAACCUCCCCAUAAUUUGACUAUUUAUUUUGGGGGUGCUUACUAUAUACUCACAAGAGAAUUCGUAGAGUUUAUACUGACUGACACACGUGCAAAAGAUUUGCUUGAAUGGUCAAGGGAUACCUAUAGUCCGGAUGAGCACUACUGGGUCACCCUCAACCGCCUACCAGAUGCUCCAGGUGCAACACCAGAUGCACAGUGGGAAGGAAACAUACGUGCUAUCAAGUGGAGAGAUCAAGAAGGGAAAAACCACAACGGCUGCAAAGGCCAUUAUGUCAGAGACAUUUGUGUGUAUGGUCUUGGGGACUUAAAGUGGAUCCGCGAAUCUCCCUACUUGUUCGCCAACAAAUUUGAGCCGGCAACCUAUCCACUUGUGAUGGAAUGCAUGGAGAGGCAUUAUAGGCGUAAGGUACUCCAGCAGGCUGAAGUCCCACUGGAAGCACACUGGUAUUUGCAAGAACAUACAUUUCAACGUGAAGCAGAAAAGCUGAAAUAAUCGUUGCAAAUAUUUAGAGAACAAAGCAGAACAAAAGAAGAAGUGCUUUUUUAAAUUAAAAAAAGUGUACAUUCCAAAGCACAUAUCAGUUAUGGAAUCUGUGCAAUACAGUAGCAUGUUCUACAUCUGAGGGCGUAAAAAAGAAAGAAACAUUUUAACAGAAAGAAGAGACAACGUGUUCUGAAUCCAGUGUCUUUACCAAUACUGAUUUUUCCAGACUACUAUCACCACCCCGAAAUAUGGAAGCAAUGUUAAUCAACACUGGGUUCAAUUAAAGAUUCCUUUGAUUAAAAUCAAGGAACAAAAUUUUAAAUGUUUCAGCAGUAUUUUAUUACAAGCACCACCACCAGUGGUAGCUUCUGGAAGGCACAGCAGGGACCUCCACAGCAGCAGAGGCUCUCCCUGACAAAUCUGCACGCCCUCCAGCAGUGCUGCUCAAGGGGUUAGGAUUGUCCUGAAUUUGCCCCCACUCAUCAAAAAAUCAAGUUGUACAUUAACUAGAGAAGCAACCAGUGUAUAUACAGUCUACAAUCAUCCUGCGACUAAGUGAAGAAUCCGUGGUAAAAAGCUGAAAUUCAGUGCACCAUAUGCCUUGAUUCAGAUGGAAGGAAGAAUUAAGCCCGUUUACGGAAAAGAAAGCGGCAGUGAAGGAACAGAUGGCACUGAACAAAGACAUUGCAUUAUUUCAAUUGAAUGCCAGACAUUAUAUAUGUUUUGAACUGAAAGUUUACAAGAAGGCUUACAGGGAAAAGGUAAUCUUAUAAACUAUUAAAUUAAUUAUUGCCUAAGAUUUUGAAACCAAAUUUAAUUAUAACUGUGUGAUGUGUGAUGGCUGCAAGUUUUCUAAUGUCAGGUUAAAAAAAACAACCCCAUACUAAAUGCAUGAAUCUGUGUGCUUGUGGUUUUCAGGACAGAGAUAUGUAUCUGAAUGCUUGUUGUUGUUGUUUUAAUUUAAGAUGAACAUGUUAGAACAGGGGCGGUCCACAGAAGGCCCAAAGGUCAUAUACAAUUCACAAAACCAUUUUUUCCCCCUGUUAAUAAGUGUAUGUGAAAAAGUGACCUAUUGUUUCACUUGUAAGAGAAAGGGAGAUUAUUUUUGAAGCACUGAAAAACAGUUUAUUUCCACACUUUAAUGUUUUACCUCUCUGAAUUUUAUAUAAUAAAACGCUCUAGCAAUGCAGGUGGUGCAUGUUCUCCAUAACUUACUACUCACAAGCCACUGAGUAAAGCAUUACCAGCUAUGAACGACUCUCAUCAAGUCACAAUAUAUUGUUGCAAAGGUUGUGCACCAUCCCCAGAAUCUGCCGAGCAGCAAGAGUCUAGGGGGUACUAGCUGGUUACCCAGGGUCAUGUUUCCAUUGGGAAUCAACACGUAGCAGAGACUGUCAUGUCCUUAAUAAAUAAUGGUUUAUUAACGCAUAUUUACACCUGGGUCUGCUUUGGAGAGAGAUCAGAGCAUUACAUCUCAAGAAGGAACUGCUCCUCACAGCAGUGCCGCAUCUGGUUCCAAGACAUCUCUAUGCCUCUGUGGCAGCCUGCCAAAGCACCCACAUUGAGUUCUCCCUAUUUCCUCCUCCUUGUUCCCCCGAGCACCUCUUGCCAAGCAAUUCCUCCCCUUCUGCCUGUUAUGCCAAACCUAGUUUGAAAAGGUGACAUUUUCCCUGUAACCCACACCCUUGCUCAACGUAACCUUGAAAACCUCUGGAUUUCUCUGUGAAGAGCCAUCAACACCUUUUGUCAUGCUCAUGGCCUCUAUUCUGUGAACCACCCUGAGAUCGUUUGACGGAGGGCGGUUUAUAAAUUUAAUAGAUAAAUAUAAAUAAAUAAAUAUUCAAGGUGAGGCGCUGGCCUGGAAAGGAAGCUCAGCCUGUAUGUUUUCCACUGGCCCAGCAUCUUCCCUUCAAUUUUCCAAAUAAUAUCUACAUUCUACCAUUUUACUAAUUUCUAAAAUUCACUAACUCUAGAUCUGUAACAAUAUAUUUCUAACCACCACCACCCGGCUUUCCCCACUUCCCCAAGAAUACAGGUGGUGGUCCACUGUUUAAGCAUGCUCAACUCUGUGCUGGAUAAAUUGAUAAACCCUCUGCCACCUGCAAUCUCAAGUAUUACAAGUCUAUUCUACCAUCUCAUUCCGCUGAAGCUAAAUGACUGCUAGUUUUAUUGUCCUUAUAUUUUAAGCAGAAGAUGAAGUUUGGAAACGAGCCUAAAAAGACAUUAUUUAACAAAGAAGGCUCUGAAAAAGAUUGCUCAAAUAUUUUAACCCAUUGCAGCUAUAAGUGUUUCACAAAAUCUUGCUUAUAAGAGAAAAAAACCCAUAAUGAGGCCUGCUUUCACAGAGACAGCCUUCAUUUUAGGUGUGAACCAAGUCUUUUUGUCAAUGGAAGCAAACACUUGUCCCUUUUAGAUCUACCUCCCUAUCCACCUCAGCCCUAAUUCAGACUUGCAAGGUGAACGUGCAAAUUAUUUACUGUAUUGGGAACUGCUGAAAGCUGAACUGCAAAUCAAGGUGGCCUUUUUAUACACUGUGUGGGAUGAGAGAAAGCAAUCUGGAUAUGACUCAGAAGCCAGAUAAUUUCUACUAACGCUGCACAUGAUCACUGCCGUAAUGAUGGGCAAAAAGGAAUACACGCCAGGCAAACAUUUUGCUUUCAGCCACUUAACUGAGUGCUCAUAAACAGGAUCUAGAAAAAUAAAAAGCAGCCACAGGAAGGAUGCGCCUCACCCAACAUCUCUAUGCAUUCAUAAAAGACUGACUUUGGGAAUAGAGCUCUUUGUUUGCAGGACUCCACUGCUAGACCUAGUUUGCAGUGAAAACCCCUGUUCCCUGAAAGCUACAGGGCAAAGCUAACAGAGCCCAAUUCCUACCUCUGCUCAACAAGAUGGUAAGGUUGUUUGGUGAGGUGGCAGCAGCACGCAACACAACGUUUUCCUUAGGCAUGCUCCCUUUCCCCUCACCAUCCCAGAAACAAUUGCUACAUUCACCAUAGGGAUCCAAGUCAACGGCCUAGAUUAGCUGUUACAGUAAUUACAACAGAGCAUACACCAUAUAUUCAGCAGCCAAAAUAGCAUAAAAGGGAAAGUGUCUUAUUUUCUACCUCCACAAGGAAACCAGAGACCGAGGAAUCCCAUUGCAGUGAAUUCCGAGGUUUCUUAGAAGCAUGCCAUCAUUUUGCGCUUUGACAAAUGCUCCUUUCCAGUUGAACACGGAAGGCUUUAGGAGUUAUGAAUGCCUUCAGCUACGUAUACAAUAGCGAUGCUUGUUCCUCUUUUAUAGGUAGAGAAUCUAAGCCACAGAAAAGCAGACCGUAGGAGCAUACUGUUCUACUGGGUUUCUUUCAUGGCUUCAAAAAGGUCUCACUGUUACCAGCCAGCUAGUGGGAGUUACACCAAGUCUACUGUACAGCAGCCAGAUGAAGGCCCCCCCACCACAGUGAAAAAGUAGCCAGGCCUCCUCCUGCUUUGACCUGCAGCUUAACCAGAAAGUCAUCAGAACAAGCCAUUAAACAUUUUCCCACAACCACGAGAAUUUUCUUUGGCAGUGGAGUUUAUUUUAAAUAACCUCUAACCUCAGGACCAGUCAUCUGCUCCACUAUUUAUUUGGGAAACUAACCCCCAUGUCCCUUGCUCUCAAGUAUUUUUUUUAACGAUAACAUUUAAAAAAACCACACACACAUCAGCAUAUGAAUCUCAUAUGCUUCGUAUCUUGUAGAGAAUCACUGACAUAGCACACUUACUUCAAGGUGGGGGGUGGAAUUGAUAUUUUGACUAGAUUUAAGCUAUGGAAACUGGCCGACUGCAGGUGGGGAUUUUUCUCACAUGCAUCAGUAAUGUGAAAUUAGCUUUUUAAACAAACCACUGUAAUCUUCAGUUAUGUUUCUCUUUUCCACAGGGUUUUCAAGCAAGGGACCAUAAUGCUGGCUUUCUUGUGGGAGCCAGCACUGCAUCAUAGAAUUGUAGAGUUGAAAGGGACCCCAAGAGUCAUCUAGCCCAACCCCCUGCAAUGCAGGAAUCUCAACAUGACAGAUGACCACACAACCUGCUUAAAAAGCUCCAAGGAAGGAGAGUCCAACACCUCUUGUGGGAGUCUGUUCCACUGUCAAACAGCUCCACAACGCUAAGUUUUAGAAUCAAGGUCUAGAACAGAGAAAAAUCAAAGGAAAGCCACUGAAACACUAGUUAGGACACUAGCAAAGUGUCCAUCAGUGUGAUGGGCUGUAUUUAUUUUCUGGAUUUAGUGACUGGAUGUGCUGUAAUGGUAUUCUGGGGCAGGAUCCCAGCUUUUCAUGAUUCCACCCCCUUAUAAAAAUGAAUGCCUCUUCUGUACGAAAGAACAAAGGAGUUGCAACUGAGAAGUAGUGAGUGAAAUAACCAAGUAGUGAGUGGAGAGAGGUUACAGGCAUAGGUGGAAAAUUUAGUGGGACCUGUCCAAUGUCGGGGGAAAGGGAGCACAUUUUACCUUUAUGUUUUCCCCAACGGUAGCCCCCAAAACUUUAUCAGUGGGAGCCAUUAACUUAUGUGGAAGUAGGCAACAGAGUGCUAUGAAGGAUCCCCCUACCAAGAGCUUUUUAAUGGUGGAAACCUAAGUAUGGAUGCAUCCCUUCCAAAGGAACUAAGCACCAGAAACCAGUUGCACAUCAGUGAACCAGAUAUUGUACUGUACAUACAUAUGAUAUUCAACACCAUUGGCAAGAAUGUGGUGAGCAAUAGCCCAGCAAUUCCAAUUACCUUUUGCCACUUUUUGCUGGUGCUAUAAGGGACUGUGAAAUCCAGUUACAGAAUAAAAUAAGAAAUGCAGCAAGGAAUAAACAUCUUCACCUUCCAAUUACUGAGUCUUUUGAGCAUAUUGCCUUCAUGAAGGCAACUGAGACAGCUAAAGAAACAUAACAUGAACGCAAAGAUUCUCACCACAGCCACAAGAAACAGCAGCACUCACAACCGUUUCCAAGGAGCUAUUAUGGCCCUCUUGUUAAAAUUCAAGAACUCUGCAAAUUGUUAUCAAAAUCAAGAGAAACAAAUGUGGAUCCCAGUGGCACGCAAGUGUAGGAAUCAAAACCUCCCAUUCACAAAAGUUUGAUUUGAGAACUGAUUUAAAAAAUCAGAACAGACUACUGUACAUUUACCUUGGGCCAAUUGCUCUGUUAAGAAGAGAAUAUACUUGAACAAAACAUUGAACUUAAUUACUUCCAAGUAGACAUGUAUUGGAUAGCACUGCUAGUGUUGUGAAUU
Messenger RNA from Zootoca vivipara (common lizard), 10417 nucleotides. The record is from RefSeq and is a predicted model, not a curated record. Lineage: Eukaryota; Metazoa; Chordata; Lepidosauria; Squamata; Lacertidae.